CGGGCCGGAGCGCGGAGCGAGCGGGGAGCGCGCGGGGAGCGGGCGCCAUGCCCACCAACUUCACUGUGGUGCCGGUGGACGCGGGGGCGGACGGCGGCCCGGACGAGGCGGCCGCGGCGGCCGAAGGGGCCGAGGGGGCCGAGGGGGCCGAGGGGAGCGAGGCGCCGGGCCCCCCCGAGGGCGAGCCCGACUGCCAGAGCCCGGGAGAUGGAAACCCACGAGAGAACAGCCCGUUCAUCAGCCACACAGACGUGGACCAGGAGAGCUUCUUGGAAGGGAAGAACAUGGCGCUUUUUGAGGAGGAAAUGGACAGCAACCCCAUGGUGUCCUCGCUGCUCAACAAGCUGGCCAACUACACCAACCUGAGCCAGGGCGUCGUGGAGCACGAGGAGCACGAGGAGGACAGCAAGAGGCGCGAGGUCAAGAGCCCGCGCAUGGGCACCUUCAUCGGCGUCUACCUGCCCUGCCUGCAGAACAUCCUGGGCGUGAUCCUCUUCCUGCGGCUCACGUGGAUCGUGGGCGCGGCCGGCGUGCUUGAGUCCUUCCUCAUCGUCUCCGUGUGCUGCACCUGCACGAUGCUGACUGCCAUCUCCAUGAGUGCCAUCGCCACCAACGGUGUGGUCCCAGCCGGUGGCUCGUACUACAUGAUAUCACGGUCUUUGGGGCCUGAGUUCGGGGGCGCCGUGGGCCUCUGCUUCUACCUGGGCACGACCUUCGCCGGGGCCAUGUAUAUUUUGGGGACCAUUGAGAUUUUUUUGACCUACAUCUCCCCCGGCGCGGCCAUCAUCCAGGCGGAGACAGCAGAAGGCGAGGCCGCGGCCAUGCUCCACAACAUGCGUGUGUAUGGGACGUGCACGCUGGCGCUCAUGGCCAUGGUGGUCUUUGUGGGUGUCAAGUACGUCAAUAAGCUGGCCCUGGUGUUCCUGGCCUGCGUGGUGCUGUCCAUUCUCGCCAUCUACGCCGGCGUCAUCAAGACCGCCUUCGACCCGCCAGACAUCCCGGUCUGUCUGCUGGGGAACCGUACCUUGUCUAGACGCGGCUUCGACCUGUGUGCCAAGUUCCACGCUGCCAACAACGGCACGGUGCCCACCGCCCUCUGGGGCCUCUUCUGCAACACCUCCAUGCCCAACGCCAGCUGCGACGAGUACUUCGCCCAGAACAACCUCACGGAGAUCCAGGGCAUCCCUGGCGUGGCUAGUGGUGUCCUGCUGGAUAACCUGUGGAGCACGUAUGCGGACAAGGGAGCGUUGGUGGAGAGGAAAGGCUCGCUGUCGGUGUCUGUGCAGGAGGAGAGCAGGACCAGUGGCCUGCCCUAUGUCCUCACUGACAUCAUGACGUACUUCACCGUGCUGGUCGGCAUCUACUUCCCAUCUGUGACUGGUAUCAUGGCGGGCUCGAACCGGUCUGGGGACCUCAGGGACGCCCAGAAGUCGAUCCCCACAGGGACCAUCCUGGCCAUUGUGACGACGUCCUUCAUCUACCUGUCCUGCAUCGUGCUCUUUGGGGCCUGCAUUGAAGGCGUGGUCUUACGAGAUAAGUUCGGGGAGGCCCUGCAGGGGAAGCUGGUCAUCGGCAUGCUGGCCUGGCCGUCCCCCUGGGUCAUCGUCAUAGGCUCCUUCUUCUCGACCUGCGGAGCCGGCCUGCAGAGCCUCACGGGGGCACCACGCCUGCUGCAAGCUAUCGCCCGUGACGGCAUCAUCCCCUUCCUGCAGGUGUUUGGCCACGGUAAGGCCAAUGGGGAGCCCACGUGGGCCCUGCUGCUCACGGCCCUCAUCUGCGAGACGGGCAUCCUGAUCGCCUCCCUGGACAGCGUGGCCCCCAUCCUGUCCAUGUUUUUCCUCAUGUGCUACAUGUUCGUGAACCUGGCGUGCGCCGUGCAGACCCUGCUGCGAACACCUAACUGGCGUCCACGUUUCAGAUACUACCACUGGGCGCUGUCCUUCCUGGGAAUGAGCCUGUGCCUCGCGCUCAUGUUCAUCUGCUCAUGGUACUACGCGCUCGUCGCCAUGCUCAUCGCGGGGUGCAUCUACAAGUACAUCGAGUACCGCGGGGCCGAGAAGGAGUGGGGUGAUGGCAUCAGGGGGCUGUCACUAAACGCAGCCCACUAUGCCCUGCUGCGUGUGGAGCACGGCCCCCCCCACACCAAGAACUGGAGGCCCCAGGUGCUGGUCAUGCUGAGCCUUGACGAGGAGCAGCGCGUGAAGCACCCCCGCCUCCUGUCGCUCACCGCCCAGCUCAAGGCCGGCAAGGGCCUGACCAUCGUGGGCUCCGUGCUGGAGGGCACCUACCUGGACAAGCACGUGGAGGCCCAGAGGGCCGAGGAGAACAUCCGCUCUUUGAUGGGCGUGGAGAAGACCAAGGGCUUCUGCCAGCUCGUGGUGUCCUCCAACCUGAGGGACGGCAUGUCCCACUUGAUCCAGUCGGCCGGCCUGGGGGGCAUGACGCACAACACGGUGCUCAUGGCCUGGCCCGAGUCCUGGAAGCAGGAGGACAACACUUUCUCCUGGAAGAACUUUGUGGAAACUGUCCGAGACACCACGGCUGCCCAGCAGGCCCUGCUUGUGGCCAAAAACGUGGACCUGUUUCCACAAAACCAGGAGCGCUUCAGCGACGGGGACAUCGACGUGUGGUGGGUGGUGCACGACGGGGGCCUCCUCAUGCUGCUGCCCUUCCUGCUGCGGCAGCACAAGGUGUGGAGGAAGUGCCGCAUGCGCAUCUUCACGGUGGCCCAGGUGGAUGACAACAGCAUCCAGAUGAAGAAGGACCUGCAGAUGUUCCUGUACCACCUGAGGAUCAGUGCGGAGGUGGAGGUGGUGGAGAUGGUUGAAAGCGACAUUUCGGCGUUCACGUACGAGAAGACGCUGUUGAUGGAGCAGCGGUCCCAGAUGCUGAAGCAGAUGCAGCUGUCUAAGACAGAGCAGGAGAGAGAGGCUCAGCUCAUCCAUGACAGGAACACCGCAUCCCAUUCCGUGGUGGUCACCAGAACCCAGGCCCCGUCCACCCCAGACAAAGUGCAGAUGACCUGGACCAAGGAGAAGCUGAUUGCGGAGAAGUACAAGAACAAGGAGCCGGGCGUUUCCGGGUUCAAGGACCUCUUCAGCCUGAAGCCAGAAUGGGGAAGCCUGAACCAGUCCAAUGUCCGGAGAAUGCACACGGCCGUGAAGCUCAACGGGGUCGUCCUCAGCAGGUCCCGGGGUGCGCAGCUGGUCCUGCUCAACAUGCCAGGGCCCCCCCGGAACCGUCAGGGGGACGAGAACUAUAUGGAGUUCCUCGAGGUCCUGACCGAGGGGCUUGACAGGGUCCUUCUGGUCCGGGGCAGUGGCCGGGAGGUGGUCACCAUCUACUCCUGACACUCAGCCCACCCAGGAGCACACUGGGCAGGCUGGGGAUCGUGCCACAUGUGGCUUCCUACAGAAGUUCCCAGAAUAGCCCCACAGCUCUGCUCCCUAGGCCAAGAGCCAGCACACAGCUGCAAAGAUUUCCUCGUGUGGAGGGGAGGCGUGGAUGCGCUCAGCAUGUCAUGUGCCCCCGAGGGAGGCUCACGAUGACACGGGACAAGACCAGUAGCACUGGCCACACGCUCAGACUGUGGGUUCCAAAGGUGGUUUCUGUGGCCAGACCUACCUGGUUGCCAUGGUUAUGUUUAAGUUCUGCCCCACCCAGGACACUCACGAGAAACCCUGCUCAGACUUAGGGUCGUUUUGUGCCACAGGUCUGUUUAGGAAGGUGGCCGAGGGCCUCAGUCCCUUGGUCAGCCUCCUCAGCGCCUGUCCCUGUGAGUGCCUGUUUGUGUUCCUGUAAGUUACGGCCGAGGAGAGCCGUCCGUCCGGGCUCAGCUAGGUGGCCUUGGUCAGCCUGC
Lontra canadensis (Northern American river otter) is the source of this 3859-nucleotide messenger RNA. RefSeq names its product solute carrier family 12 member 7 (gene SLC12A7). Gene Ontology annotation, molecular function: potassium:chloride symporter activity. Gene Ontology annotation, biological process: chloride transmembrane transport; chloride ion homeostasis; potassium ion import across plasma membrane. The record is from RefSeq and is a predicted model, not a curated record. The transcript is spliced from 26 exons. The coding region runs from base 48 to 3350 and encodes 1100 amino acids. Gene Ontology annotation, cellular component: membrane. Lineage: Eukaryota; Metazoa; Chordata; Mammalia; Carnivora; Mustelidae.